Molecule: messenger RNA, 1162 nt
Organism: Helianthus annuus (common sunflower)
Lineage: Eukaryota; Viridiplantae; Streptophyta; Magnoliopsida; Asterales; Asteraceae
Product: glycine-rich RNA-binding protein 3, mitochondrial
Exons: 5
Coding region: 569-946 (125 amino acids)
Molecular function (GO): RNA binding
Source: RefSeq, a predicted model, not a curated record
UUUUAAUGGAUUUUUUUUAACAUAUAAAUAAGUUUUAAAAGCCUAAAGGACCAUUUCUGCCUUUCUUUUAAAAGUCCAUAAGGGGGUUGUAAAGGUUUAAGUUAACUAUUAUAAAAUCUUUAUAAUUCAGGGACCAUAAGUGUCAGCUUGAUGAAACUUUCAAAACAGAAAUGUUGUUCAUCUCUUUUGUCGACAUGUUCGGAUCAUCAAAGAUCCACCAAAUCACGUUCAUCAUAUGAAGCGAAAUCGUGUUUCCCAAACUUGGAAUCCUGAACCGAGUCGCAUAACCGAACCAUUUAUACGCAAACUCAGUAGUCAAAUCGCCAUAUUUCGAACAAAAUCUCUUAAUUUCGGAAGUUAUUACAAAAAAAAAAAAAAAAAAAAAAAACCGAAUCAAACUUCGAAUCGACCAUAUUAAUUAUCAAAAUUGUAUAUAUACACAACCUAUAAUCGAUCUGCUAGAUGUGUACCCCCAUUCAAAUCACUCAAGGAGCCUCAUCGGAAAAUUUCCUACUCUCCAGUCACCUUGUAAUACAAACAAUUGCUGCGCAACCGGUGAGUAUUUUGUAUGCAUUCAGAUACAACCAUGGCGCUCAUCAACAGAGCUGGUAGUAUACUAAGGCAGACCGUGAGUAAGCACAUCAAUAAUGAAAUCUCAAUGGCAAGUCCAUAUAUCUGUCAAAUGACACGAUGCAUGAGUUGGAAAGUCUUUGUGGGAGGAUUGGCAAGGGCUACAAAUGAUACAAGCUUGCGAGAAGCUUUUAGCCCAUACGGGGAAGUCUCUGAAGCUAGAGUAAUCACAGAUAGAAAAACUGGCAGGUCUAGAGGUUUUGGCUUUGUUACUUUUACGGACUAUGACGCUGGCAAUGAUGCAAUCGAUGAUAUGGAUCAGUGGGAGUUGCAUGGUCGAACGAUAAGUGUGUGUUGGGCCAACAAAAGACCAUGACGUGGUGGUCGUCCUCGUACAAGGAAGCUACAGGGACAUUGACGAGUGUUGAAUCUGCUAUAUUAUGCAGGCGUUUAUUUUCCGAAUGUUGAAUCUGCAAUAUGCAAACUUUAUUUAUGCCUGUAACCUGUAAGCUACAGAGACAAUUAGUGUUCUUGGGGUUAACAGGAUAUAACGAUUCGUUCCUUUUCGAGCAAAGACUUUUUUCUUUAUAAA